Dendrobium catenatum is the source of this 2381-nucleotide messenger RNA. RefSeq names its product L-type lectin-domain containing receptor kinase S.4-like. Gene Ontology annotation, molecular function: protein kinase activity; ATP binding; carbohydrate binding. The record is from RefSeq and is a predicted model, not a curated record. Gene Ontology annotation, cellular component: plasma membrane. The transcript has a single exon. Gene Ontology annotation, biological process: protein phosphorylation. The coding region runs from base 92 to 2092 and encodes 666 amino acids. Lineage: Eukaryota; Viridiplantae; Streptophyta; Magnoliopsida; Asparagales; Orchidaceae.
UGACAUUACACUUAUUCACGCAGUAAAUCUUCCUACAAAACAUUAACCAUCCAUACCAACUCCAGCAACAGGUUAUUACUUUUUCUUAAUAAUGGAGAAGACAUUCUGCAUCUUCUUCCUAUCCUUCAGCUCACUACUCCUUUCAGCACUCUCGCAACACGACGAGUUCCAAUUCUCCAGCUUCAACUCCGGCAGCAGCAACAGCAACAGCAACAGCAACAUCAACGACAAGGUAAUCCUCAGCGGCAUCGCAGAGGUCGAUGACGGCGGCAUUCUCCGACUAACUCACGAUACUAGACGUCUCAUCGGCCACGCAUUCUACCACGUCCCCAUCCGUUUCAAGAACUCCACAGACGGUUCCCUCUUCUCCUUCUCUACCGCUUUCGCCUUCGCCAUCGUCCCGGCAUAUCCCAAGCUCGGCGGCCAUGGCCUCGCCUUUACAAUCGCCAACUCCAGUUCCCUCCCUGGCGCCUUCCCAAGCGAGUACCUCGGUCUACUCAACGGAAAAAACAUCGGCAACGCCUCCAACCACCUAUUCGCAGUCGAAUUGGAUACCGUGCAAACCUUUGUGUUCGGAGACAUCAACGAUAACCACGUUGGGGUGGACCUCAACAACCUUGUCUCGAAUAAGUCCGUUGCCUCCCCCCUAGAUCUCCAAAGCGGCGACACUAUUCAAGUUUGGAUUGACUACGAUUCCGCACGCAAGGUGCUCGACGUAUGGCUCGCUAACACUUCAACAAAACCCGCUAAUCCUCUUCUUACUUACGCCGUUGAUUUGUCCCCGAUUCUUCUUAACGAGAUGUAUGUUGGUUUCUCCGCUUCGACGGGGCUUCUCGCCAGUUCCCAUUAUCUAUUUGGCUGGAACUUUAAGAUGAACGGGGUGGCCAAGUCACUGGAUCUUUCAUCUUUUCCAUCACUACCCAAGCCCAAGAAAAAAAACUACGCCCUGCUCAUCGCCGCCCCUGUUUCCGCUCUGGUUUUUCUCAUUGCGGGUCUUGCCACCGCCAGCUACAUUAUCUACAAAAUAAAAACUGCUGAUGUCAUCGAGGACUGGGAGCUCGUCACCGGCCCCCAUCGUUUUUCCUACAAGGAGCUCAAGUAUGCCACCAGGGGUUUCAGGGAGAAAGAGCUUCUUGGACAGGGCGGGUUCGGCAAGGUUUUUCGAGGAGUUCUUCCCGUGACGAAAGAAGAGGUCGCAGUGAAGCGAGUCUCCCACGAAUCCAAACAAGGGUUGCGAGAAUUCGUGGCGGAGAUCGCCAGCAUCGGCCGGCUUCGUCAUCGCAAUCUUGUCCGGUUGCAGGGCUGGUGUCGACGUCGCGCCAACCUUCUCUUAGUCUACGACUAUAUGCCCAACGGAAGCCUCGACAAAUACCUAUAUAGCGGAGAUGCAACAACGCCGCUACUCCCGUGGCCGAUUCGCUUCCGCGUCAUUCGCAGCGUGGCGGCAGCGCUGCUCUAUCUCCACGAGGAAUGGGAGAACGUCGUCCUCCACCGUGACGUAAAGGCCAGCAACGUCCUCCUUGAUGGCGAGCUCAAUGGCCGCCUCGGCGACUUUGGCCUCGCAAAGCUCUACGAACGCGGGGCGAACCCGAGCACGACGCGAGUGGUUGGAACGCUUGGUUACCUCGCGCCGGAGCUGACUCGAACAGGUAAGGCCACAACUGCCUCCGACGUCUUCGCCUUUGGGGCGCUGGUGCUUGAAGUGAUAUGUGGGCGGCGGCCGAUAGAGCCCAAGGCGCAGCCAGAAGAGCUGGUAUUGGUGGAUUUCGUUUGGGAGAAGUUGGCGGCGGGACAGUGGCGGGAAGCGGUGGACCACCGUCUUGCCGGGGAGUUCAACGACAGCGAGGUGGAGUUGGCUUUCAGAGUGGGUUUGUUGUGUUCUCAUCCCUCCCCGGCAGCGAGGCCGGCGAUGAGGGAUGUUGCGAGGUUUUUCGACGACGGGGAUCCGUCAGGAGUGCCGGAGCUUCCAAGCCCGCCGCUUGCCGGCGGGGACUUCUACGAGGUUGAAUUUGAAGAGUUCGUUCAUUCGUAUCUGUCAACAUCUUUCGAGAAGGGUUCUUCCGACACCAUCGUGUUCUCCACGGCGGUAUGAAUUAAGAUGAUGACAGCGGCUCUUUCUCCGCACCCAACGCAAACAUUGCGCCUGCGCGCAUAUCUCCCGAUUAUUAUUCAUGCAGGUUGCAUCCGUUCAUCCGUUGAUUUACAAACUUUAUCUUUACCGAUUAUUAUUUUGAUCUAUCAUAUGGGCUAGUUCGGAAUGCAUGUAUAAUAUUUCAUCAUAUCUUUUUAUUUUUCUAAAAAAAUCAACUGUGCGAAAAAAGACUGCGGAAGCUUUUGUGUAUAUAAUAUUAAGAAAAAAAAGUUAUUUUUCGUUUGUUCUA